GCUCCCGGGCGCCUCUGGCAGAGGGCGGCGCGCUCUGCCAUGCCCAAGCCGCCCGAGUAUUCCGAGCUGAGCGACUCUUUAACGCUUCCCGUGGCGACAGGAAGAUUUCCAGGACCCCUGCACAGAGCAUGGAGAAUGAUGAACUUCCGCCAGCGGAUGGGAUGGAUCGGCGUGGGGCUGUAUCUGUUAGCGAGCGCCGCGGCGUUUUACUACGUGUUUGAGAUCAAUGAGACUUACAACAGGCUGGCCCUGGAACACACCCAGCAGCACCCGGCCGAGCCCCGGGACGGGGCCACAUGGACGCAUUCCUUGAAAGCGCGGCUCCUCUCCCUGCCCUUCUGGGUGUGGACAGUUAUUUUCCUCAUUCCUUACUUACAGAUGUUUUUGUUCCUUUAUUCUUGCACCAGAGCUGACCCUAAGACGGUGGGCUAUUGCAUUAUCCCCAUUUGCCUGGCGGUCGUUUGCAAUCGCCACCAGGCAUUUGUCAAGGCUUCCAAUCAGAUCAGCAGACUACAACUGAUUGACACGUAAAGUCGUUUUUUUUUUUUUUCCUUCUGAUGGCUCAAUAGCCUGGUCAUAAGACUGCAGUUUCUUCACAGAUCUCAGGAAGUUGUGGUGGAGCGGGGCAUUUUUGGAAACAAAUGUGACUAGGGGGCUAUCUUUAUCUGAAUGAUUUUUUUUUUUUUUAGGCCAAGCCUGAGACAGAGUACUACCAAAUCAUGUUGAUGACUUAAGAUUUUGGAAGUAAAAUCGUGUCUGUUAUUUGCAUUCUUUUAGAAACUUGAAUAAGUACCUGAAGUCAUAUUUUUAUUCUACUGUGCAGCAUAGUGAUUCAGAAUUUUUUUUUCCUAUGGGGAAGAAAUGAGUAUGAACAUUUCCAUUGUGUUGAAUGUAAAAAGGUCCAAACAUGGUCAUAAAAUUUAAAUUUUAUAUGAUUAUCUGGCUUGCUUUAGAAUUCUUCAAAUGAAAGUACUUUCGUAUCCUACCGUAGCUAAGCCAACUAUGCUUAUUGGCUCAGUUUACGAGAAUGGUAUAAAAUCACUGAGGUGAUGGUUGUCUGAAGCAGAAUUUGUUUUUUUUGAUAAUGGCAUAAACUGGUUUCAUUAAUGGCCUA
Molecule: messenger RNA, 1114 nt
Organism: Sorex fumeus (smoky shrew)
Lineage: Eukaryota; Metazoa; Chordata; Mammalia; Eulipotyphla; Soricidae
Gene: LYSET
Product: lysosomal enzyme trafficking factor
Exons: 2
Coding region: 40-531 (163 amino acids)
Source: RefSeq, a predicted model, not a curated record